Molecule: messenger RNA, 5394 nt
Organism: Oncorhynchus tshawytscha (Chinook salmon)
Lineage: Eukaryota; Metazoa; Chordata; Actinopteri; Salmoniformes; Salmonidae
Gene: ece2b
Product: endothelin converting enzyme 2b
Exons: 20
Coding region: 263-2560 (765 amino acids)
Biological process (GO): protein processing
Cellular component (GO): plasma membrane
Molecular function (GO): metalloendopeptidase activity
Source: RefSeq, a predicted model, not a curated record
GUGUAGUCAGCAGUGUUAUUGCAAUCUUCCUUCUUGUUCAUCCCAGGGUUGGCCGACUACACGCGUGAAAAGGCUUUUUCCCCAACAUGGAAACAUUCUGCUGUAGGUCUAUUCUGCUUGCAUUCGAGAGACACUCGUUUUGGGAUUAGGAUUUGGUAGAGCGAGAGAGAUGGCUUCGCGAUCCAGCCACUGGAAUCGUCAGCAGCAGAGGUAGAGUGUCUCUUGCACUCGCCCAGCGGUCGAUUUUGCUGUCUGUUGCACGAUGAGCGUAGCUCUGCAAGAUUUGCGGAACAACAUGUCCAGCUACAAGCGUGCAACAUUUGAGGAGGAGGCGACAGACAACCCAGCUGAUGGGAGCAUGUCUCCGGACAGUGUGGAGGUUGGCUUUCGGAAGGGCGGCAUCCAGCUCCUCGGUCCCAUGGGCAGGAGGACUCAAAUGGAGGUAGUGCUGGCUGGUGUGCUGCUCUGCUCUCUCCUCGCCCUGUUCGGAUGUGCUGUCACGCUGGGCAUGCGCUACAACACAGACCCAGCGCGAAGCCUGUGUCUGACUGAGGCCUGUAUUACGGUGGCCAGUAAGAUCGUAGAGGCCCUGGACCGCAGCGCUGACCCCUGCCAUGACUUCUACCAGUACGCCUGCGGGGGCUGGGUACGCAAGAACCCCCUCCCUGAUGGACGCUCUCGCUGGAGCACCUUCAACAGCAUCUGGGACCAGAACCAGGCUCUCCUCAAACACCUGCUGGAGAAUGGCACAUUCAACUCCAGCAGCGACGCCGAGAAGAAGACCCAGUUCUACUACCUGUCCUGCCUCAACGAGCAGCACAUCGAGGAGCUGGGAGCCAUGCCUCUCAUUGACCUCAUUGCAAAGACAGGGGGCUGGAACAUAACGGGGCCCUGGGAGAAGGACAACUUUAUGGAGGUGCUGAAGACAGUGUCGGGCCCCUACCGUGCCCAGCCCUUCUUCACCAUCGGAGUCAGCGUGGACCCCAAGAACUCCAACAGUAACGUCAUCCAGGUGGACCAAUCAGGGCUGUUCCUCCCCUCGCGGGACUAUUACCUCAACAAGACAGCCAAUGAAAAGGUGUUGAAGGCGUAUCUGGACUACAUGGUGGAGCUGAGCCUGCUGUUGGGGGGGGAUAAGAACUCCACACAACGCCAGAUGCAGCAGAUCCUGGACUUUGAAACAGCGCUCGCCAACAUCACAGUACCGCAGGACGAACGUCGAGAUGAGGAGAAGAUCUACCACAAGAUCACCAUCGCCGAGCUGCAGCUGCUGGCUCCAGCGGUGGACUGGCUGGACUACCUGUCCUCGGCCCUGUCCCCUCUGGACCUGAACGAUACAGAGCCAGUGGUGCUAUAUGCCAAGGAGUACUUGCAACAGGUGUCUGACCUGAUCAACAAGACCGAGCGCAGCCUGCUUAACAACUACAUGAUCUGGAACCUGGUGCAGAAGGGUGCGUCCAGUCUGGACCAGCGCUUUGAGAACGCCCAGGACAAGCUGCUAGAGAGCCUGUAUGGAACCAAGAAGUCCUGCACACCUCGAUGGCAGACCUGCAUUGGGAACACAGAUGACACGCUCGGCUUUGCUCUGGGUGCACUCUUUGUCAAAGCAACGUUUGAUAAACACAGCAAAGAGAUUGCAGAGGGUAUGAUCAAUGAGAUCCGUACUGCUUUCAAAUAUGCUCUUGAUCACCUCAAGUGGAUGGACAAACAAACGCGUCAGGCAGCCAAGGACAAGGCGGACGCCAUCUAUGACAUGAUUGGAUUUCCUGACUUCAUCCUGGACCCCAAAGAACUGGAUGAUGUUUAUGAUGGGUAUGAUGUCUCAGAAGACAACUUCUUCCAGAACGCACUCAACUUCUACAACUUCUCCGCCAAGGUGAUGGCCGAUCAGCUCCGCAAGCCGCCCAACAGAGACCAAUGGAGUAUGACCCCUCCCACAGUCAAUGCCUAUUACAUGCCCACCAAGAAUGGCAUUGUCUUUCCAGCUGGAAUCCUCCAGGCACCCUUUUAUGCCCAGGAUCACCCCAAAGCACUGAACUUCGGGGGGAUCGGAGUAGUGAUGGGACACGAGCUCACUCAUGCCUUUGAUGACCAGGGCAGGGAAUACGACAAAGAAGGGAACCUUCGGCCCUGGUGGCAAAAUUCCUCUGUGGAAUCAUUUAAAAACCGCACAGAAUGCAUGGUGGAGCAGUACAAUGGGUUUACCAUCAAUGGGGAGCAUAUAAAUGGCAAGCAGACGCUGGGAGAGAACAUUGCUGACAACGGAGGCCUAAAGGCAGCUUAUAAUGCGUACCAGGCAUGGGUGCAGGAGAACGGUGAGGAGAAGAGGCUGCCAGCGGUCAACCUGACCAAUGACCAACUAUUCUUUGUGGGAUUUGCACAGGUGUGGUGUUCCGUGCGAACCCCUGAGAGUGCCCACGAAGGACUCAUGACGGACCCCCACAGCCCCCCAAAAUACCGCGUCAUCGGCACCCUCUCCAACUCGCCAGACUUUGCUGAGCACUUCCAGUGCCCCACUGGCUCCCCUAUGAACUCAGGUCACCGCUGUGUGGUGUGGUAGGGCCUGUGAGAACCAGUGGGGGGUGCUGUCUGUGGAAGCUAAAUGGAGAAACAAGAGGAGGAGAAGAACCUCUAACUAAUCAUCAGAUUUUUUUUCUUCUAAUUCUCUUUUGUUUGUACAUGAUACUGGAUCACUAGUGGUUUGUGGGUAGAGCAGGACCAACUCCAGGUGAGGGAGAGAAAUGUUGUCAUCGGCUGAUGUGUGUGUAUUUCCAGUGUUAUGGUAUUUUUCCUAUUUCUCCACCCCUGCACCCCACUCACCGGUGGGGCACAAAGGCACAUUUUAUUUAUUGUUUUCUAGACUUGGUAGGGGGCCGGGGAGGAGGAGCCACUAGGGGCUGUCUAUCCCCUCACCUUUCUCUAUGCUUCUGUGUCGUCACUGUCCUUGCUGUAUGCCCUGUUUACAAUUUAAACCAGAGCCCUCUAUUGACUUAGGGCUCUCACUGAAGGCACUAUGACAUCACACGAUGGGUUCAGCUGCCUUUGUGACCUUGCAGGAAGCGCAGAAAUUUGGCUGUGACAUCACAUGAUGGGUUCAUCUGCCUCUGACCUAACAGGAAGUACAUAAACUUCACAAUGAUUGAACAUUGUAUAUGGCUUCAUCUCAAAUGCCAUCCCUAUUCUCUAUAUUACUUACUUGCCUUGGCACAUCCACAAGAGAGCACCACUGCUUCUGGUCUGCAUGUCCUAUAUAGUAUACAUAUAGUACAAUGUGGCUCCGGUAAAUAGUACUGCCCUAUGAGGUGUCAUUUGUAUAGGGUGUCAUUUGAGAUGGAUCCAUUAAGACUCAGCUCUCUUUCUCUGUUGCUUCACAGGAAGUGCAUUGGCGUAUGUGGGUCCUCAAAGAUACCACUCAGCACCCUCAGUGACAUCACAAUGAAUUCACAGAAGGUGCUUCACUGUGACCUCAUAGCAGGUGUGGGGGAUCUUAAUACAACAAAAAUGGCCUCCUCUCCGAUGUACAAUGUUCUACUGCGCAAAAUCACUGAACAUGUAAAAGCAAUAUUGAAGCCUACUGAUAGGCAUUGCCACAAUAUCACUUAUAACUAUCCCAUUUCUUAAAGAUCGGUGGCGAGUAGAUUGAAUACAUAGGAAAGGGUACAUAGGAAAGCCACUUAACAAUGUUGAUCCAACCAUGAGAGGGGUGACGUUGCCCCUAGACGCUGAUCUUGGUUUAGUUUCCCCACUAAUGGUUAAGGUUAAGAUUGGGGGAGGGAAAGCUGAUCGUAGAUCUGUACUUAGGGGAAACAUCACCCUAAAGCAUCCAACCACAAGAUGGGCAAAAGUCCUUCUGGGACCUACAGACAGUGCUGGACUGGCUGUGACACCAGUAGUAAGGACACUCACCACUUGCUUAUCUGUGUUUUAGUUGUUGUUGCUGUUGUUGUUAUUGGCAUAUUCUGAAGUUGACAAAGUUGAAAUGAGAUUCUCAUUUUUAAAAUAGCUUUUUGCCAAAUAUGUUUUUUUGUUUGUUUUGUUCCUAGUGUCUAGUUGAUUCUUUGUUUCUCUGGGAGUGAUGUUCAGUCUGUGUGUGUGUAUGAACAGCCUUCAAAGCUUGAUGUUUACUGUGUUUAAGCUGUCAGCUUCAUUGCGAAAGGUGUAUGUGUGUAUGCACGUGGUUGUGUUGGUGUGUGUGUGCGUGAGCUUGUAUGUGUCUCUGUGUGUGGGUGCAUCUGUGCACAGUUGUGCACGUGUGCAGAAUUCUUUGAUACUUCAUCCCCACUUAAAUUGAACUAUCAACAAUGUCAAGUCAGCUGCAGUGAUUUCACCUCACAUUCCAAAAAAACACUAAUUUGAAAUGAAUGGAUAUGUUAAAGGAAGGGAUAUGUUUCUAAAGAACUCCUUGUUUGUACAUCCUCUACUCCAGAGUGUUACAGACUGUCUGUUCGUAAGUCAGGGUGGAUACAGGAUACCUUUGUUAAUCGGGUUACUGUUCGACUCUUGUUCAUUCAAGCUAUGUAACUGUUAUAUCUCUAGUUGCUCCUGUCGUCACUUUGCAAGGUUGUUUCACUACAAGACACUACAAUGCAACACUAGUCCUUCAAUGCAGAUGGAGCUUGUGCUAUCUAAUGUAAGACAAUGAGGUGAACCAAUUGGAAUCGGUUGAUAUUGUCUGCAAUCAGAAGCAUUCGUGUUAGGUGAACUGCCCUAGUAAGAGUGUCUCAGAAAAAUCUACCAUUCAAUUUCACAACAAUAAAGGACGCUAUGAUGCAUCCUUCCAGUUCAUUAUAACGGUCAUUCUCGUACAUUUUGUGAAAUCAAAUAUCUAACACAGAGAGUUGUCUAUUGUACACAACAUUUCUAUCUGAGCGUUGUAUCCUCAAAGCUCCAUGACGAGGUUCACACGGGCAGGGGUUAGAGGUCAGGGGGAAGUGCUUACAUGUAGCGGGUUGGUCAGGGUUAGCCUUGAAUAUUUACUUAAUGAAAUACAGAUCUAUAUUUAAAAAAUGUUUACUUGAACAUGUGUAAAAGCCUUUAAUUAGCCAGGUAAUGCCAUUAAGUGUUCUCUGGUCUGAUGUGCUGUGUACCCGUUUGUCACUCCACAAUUCUCUUAUUUCUUCAGCCAUCCAGUCAUACACUUUUCACACGAUUUACUCAAUAACUUCACUCAAUAACUUCACUUUAGUGACUUUUAUGGCCCAUGGUUGAGAUACAGCUGGCAGUAUCUUCUGUGGCAAGUGUAUCCCAACUAGCUGGUAUGGAAAGACUGACCAAUCUGUAGUACCACAUUCUGCUGAAAAAAAAACUAGAAAAAAUGAAACUGAAAUAAAGGAGUGUAUUCAGAACGUAUUCAGACCCACAUUUUGUUACAUUAAAGCCUUAUUCUAAAAUGUA